AUGUCGGCAGCCGGUGACGGGACGGCCGCGAAGCCGCAGCGCGGCGCGUUCAUUGUCCUCGAGGGCCUGGACCGCAGCGGCAAGACGACGCAGGUGAAGCUGCUCGAGCAAAAGUUUGCAGAACAGGGGCGGCCGGUCAAGCUGAUGCGUUUUCCGGAUCGCACAACGCAGAUUGGAAAAAUGAUUGACUCGUACCUCAAGAGCGCCGUGCGCAUGGACGACCAUGCCAUCCAUCUGCUCUUUAGCGCCAACCGCUGGGAGGCCGCCGAGGGAAUCAACGCCGUCCUCGAAUCCGGCACCACCAUUGUCUGCGACCGCUACGCGCAUUCGGGCAUGGUCUACUCGGCCGCCAAGGGUAGCCCCGCGCUGCGUCUGCCGUGGGCGCGCGCGCCCGACGUCGGCCUCCCGCGGCCGGACCGCGUCGUGUUCCUGGACCUCGACGAGGAGACGGCGCGGGCGCGCGGCGGCUGGGGCGACGAGGUGUACGAAAAGGCCGAGAUGCAGCGGCAGGUGAGGCGGCUGUUUGGCGCGCUGGGGAGGGGAGGCAGGGAUGAGGAUGGAGGGCUGGUGGAGGGUGUCACGGGCGAGGAGGGGUGGCUGGAGGAGGAAAAGGGGGAUCUGAGGAUGGUGGAUGCGAGGGGAACCGUGGAGGAGGUGGCAGAGAGGGUGUGGGCGGUGGUAGACGGGGUGCAGGGCGUGAGGAGGGUGCUGUCGUGA
This is a messenger RNA of Akanthomyces muscarius, 717 nucleotides long. RefSeq lists its product as uncharacterized. Gene Ontology annotation, cellular component: cytoplasm; cytosol; nucleus. Gene Ontology annotation, biological process: dTDP biosynthetic process; dTTP biosynthetic process; dUDP biosynthetic process. The transcript is spliced from 3 exons. Gene Ontology annotation, molecular function: ATP binding; dTMP kinase activity. The coding region runs from base 1 to 717 and encodes 238 amino acids. NCBI's taxonomy places the organism in Eukaryota, Fungi, Ascomycota, Sordariomycetes, Hypocreales, Cordycipitaceae. The record is from RefSeq and is a predicted model, not a curated record.